Messenger RNA from Indicator indicator, 3827 nucleotides. RefSeq names its product euchromatic histone lysine methyltransferase 1 (gene EHMT1). The coding region runs from base 12 to 3827 and encodes 1271 amino acids. Gene Ontology annotation, cellular component: nucleus. Lineage: Eukaryota; Metazoa; Chordata; Aves; Piciformes; Indicatoridae. The record is from RefSeq and is a predicted model, not a curated record. The transcript has 26 exons. Gene Ontology annotation, molecular function: p53 binding; histone H3K9 methyltransferase activity; zinc ion binding.
GGUUUAAUGCCAUGGCUGCAGAUGAAAGUGCUACGGAAAAGCAAGCGGGGGAACCAAAAAUGGCAGUGGAUGGGGAAACCAACGGUUCCUGUGAGCACAGCGACGCUGGUGGCCACCCAAACCCAGCUAAAACCACUCAGGACAACACGAAAGUGAGCCAGCAGGACUCUAGCAGUAAGUUGAACAGGAUAGCAGAGAAUGGCAUUUCGGAGCGGGACGGCGAGGCCGGCAAGCAGAACCACCUGAAAGCUAAUGACUUCCCCCAGACUGCCCUCACGGGCAGCAAUGGAUAUAUCCUAACCAAGCAGAUGGCACAGGAGCAACCUCUAAGGACUACCAGCACCUUUGCUUCUCUCACCGGCCACGCUGCAAAAACCCUGCCAGGAGGAGCAAGCAAAGGGAGAACUGUGGGCUCCUUUUCGCAGAUGCAAGCCACGAUGCCAAGCAAGCUCGGGGAGGGCAGUAAGGACAUGGAUGCUAAAAAAGCUGUCGCUGCUAACACUGAAGUCAAGGUCCACAGAGCACGGAAGACAAUGCCUAAACCCACCCCCACCCUGGAGUUGCUUCCUGAACUGGGAUCGAAGCUGACUCUGAAACAGCAUGCAAGUAAAGACCCCAAAGAUGGGAGAGACAGCAGAGAUCAAAAAGAACCCAAGGAGGAAGGCAACAAAAACAUCCUGGAGUUUGGGAAACCGUUGCCAUUGCCCUCUCUCCCAGGCCUUCACCAGUCACUACCUCAGAACCAGAGCUAUGUGGCCACCACGAAGUCGCAGACAGCUGCUGCAGUAUCUCGGAAGAAAAAACGGAGAAUGGGAACCUAUAGCCUGGUUCCCAAGAAAAAGACCAAAGUGUUAAAACAGAGAACAAUGAUUGAGAUGUUUAAGAGCAUAACUCAUUCCUCUAUGGGUGCCAAGAGUGAAAAGGACCUGGGUGAUGCCAGCCUUCAUGUGAACGGGGAAAGCAUAGAUGUAGACUCUGAAGAGGAAGACUCUGAUGAGUUGGAAGAGGAGGAUGAUCACGGAGCAGAACAGGCAGUUCUGUUUCCUGUAGAUGAUAACAGGACCUCUAAAGACAGCGCAUCCGAUGCAGACGCCAGAAAGCUUGAUGAUGGCGACUCUGAGGAGGAGCAAGAGUCUGGGGAGUCGAUCGAGGAGGAGGAGGAUGGCGAUGAGUCUGACUUGAGCUCAGAGUCCAGCAUCAAGAAGAAGCUGCUGAAGAGGAAAGGAAAGAUGGAAAGUCCGUGGCUGAAACCCACUCGCAAGAGGAGACGGAGGAAUAAAAAGAAACAAGCCAGUGUGCUAGGUGCCGAAGCCUAUAAACCAUCUUUGGUAGGCAGAGAAGGCCCUGGUCAGGAGAACAGUAUGGAGUACAUGGAGGUGUCCCUGGAUUCCCUGGAUCUCCGGGUGAAGGGAAUCCUCUCCUCGCCGGCGGGAGGUCUUUCCAAUGGUCCUGAAGCAAUGGAAGUAGAUGGUCUCCAGGAAGUCCCCCUCUGUAGCUGUCGAAUGGAAACCCCCAAAAGCAGAGAGAUCACCACGCUAGCCAACAACCAGUGCAUGGCCACGGAGAGUGUGGAUAAUGAGCUGGGCCGCUGCACAAACAGUGUGGUUAAGUAUGAACUGAUGCGCCCGUCUAACAAAGUCCAGCUUUUGGUGCUGUGUGAGGACCAUAGAGGGAGGAUGGUGAAACACCAGUGUUGCCCUGGCUGUGGAUACUUUUGCACUGCAGGCACUUUCAUGGAGUGUCAGCCUGAGAGCAGCAUCUCCCACCGGUUCCACAAGAACUGUGCCUCCCAGGUCAACGACAUGAGCUACUGCCCUCACUGCGGGGAGGAGGCCUCCAAGGCGAAGGAGGUGACAAUAGCAAAGGCAGACACGACCUCGACGGUGUCGCUGACCUACGAGCAGCAGAAGCCAGCAGCUGUGGAGGGAAGGGCUGACACCACGACAGGGAGUGGCACUGGGACUCGGUUGUCAGAAGAAGACAAGCCAGAAAGUUCGGCUGCUGAGGGGUUUGACAUGGCUGGGUCUUCAGUUUUUCCAAAGCCUACUACUAGCCUGAGCCAGGGACCAGUUAAAGAAACUCUGGAAAGUGCCCUGAUUGCCCUGGACUCUGAAAAACCCAAGAAGUUACGGUUCCAUCCAAAGCAGUUGUACUUCUCUGCAAGGCAAGGAGAGCUGCAAAAGGUCCUGCUGAUGUUGGUGGAUGGAAUUGACCCUAAUUUUAAAAUGGAGAAUCAGAAUAAGAGAACUCCUCUGCAUGCUGCUGCUGAGUCUGGCCACGUGGACAUCUGCCAUAUGCUGAUUCAGGCUGGUGCUAAUAUAGACAGCUGCUCUGAAGACCAGAGGACUCCACUGAUGGAAGCAGCAGAAAACAACCACCUGGAAACUGUGAAAUACCUUAUCAAGGCUGGAGCACUGGUAGAUCCUAAGGAUGUGGAGGGCUCCACAUGUCUGCACUUGGCUGCCAAGAAGGGGCACUACGACGUGGUGCAGUACCUCCUCUCCAACGGGAAGAUGGACAUCAACUGCCAGGACGAUGGAGGCUGGACGCCGAUGAUCUGGGCCACCGAGUACAAGCACAUCGAGCUGGUGAAGCUGCUGCUUGCCAAGGGCUCAGACAUCAACAUCCGGGACAAUGAGGAAAAUAUCUGUUUGCACUGGGCUGCUUUUUCUGGCUGUGUGGACAUAGCAGAGAUCCUGCUGGCUGCUAAGUGUGAUCUGCACGCUGUGAAUAUCCACGGGGACUCGCCCCUGCACAUUGCAGCCAGGGAGAACCGCUACGAGUGCGUCGUUCUCUUUCUUUCCCGUGGCUCGGAUGUCACUUUAAAGAACAAGGAGGGUGAGACUCCACUCCAGUGCUCCAGCCUUAACUCUCAGGUCUGGGUGGCCCUACAGAUGAACAAGACUCUGAAAGAAUCAUCUACUGAGAAGCCUCCCCAGAUAGACAAGGUGGUGAGCAGAGACAUCGCCCGGGGCUACGAGCGGAUCCCCAUCCCCUGUGUCAACUCAGUGGACAGUGAGCCCUGUCCCACCAACUACAAAUACGUGUCGCAGAACUGCGUCACCUCCCCGAUGGACAUCGACAGGAACAUCACUCACUUGCAGUAUUGUGUGUGUAUAGACGACUGCUCCUCCAGCAACUGCAUGUGUGGCCAGCUCAGUAUGCGCUGCUGGUAUGAUAAGGAUGGACGACUCCUGCCCGAGUUCAACAUGGCUGAGCCACCUCUGAUCUUUGAGUGCAAUCACGCCUGCUCGUGCUGGAGAACCUGCAGGAACCGGGUGGUGCAGAAUGGGCUCAGGACUCGAUUGCAGCUCUACCGGACGCAGAAGAUGGGCUGGGGAGUGCGGACGACGCAGGACAUCCCUCUGGGCACCUUCGUGUGCGAGUAUGUUGGGGAGCUGAUAUCUGACUCGGAGGCAGAUGUCCGUGAGGAGGACUCCUACCUCUUCGACCUUGACAACAAGGAUGGAGAGGUGUACUGCAUCGAUGCUCGUUUCUACGGCAACAUCAGCCGCUUCAUCAACCACCUCUGCGAGCCCAACCUCAUCCCCGUGCGCGUCUUCAUGGCGCACCAGGACCUGCGCUUCCCCAGGAUCGCCUUCUUCAGCACCCGCCACAUAGAAGCCGGAGAAGAAAUCGGCUUCGACUACGGAGACAGGUUCUGGGACAUCAAAGGCAAAUUCUUCAGCUGUCAGUGUGGUUCACCCAAGUGCAAACACUCGAGCUCAGCGCUGGCCCAGCGGCAGGCCAGCACCUCCUCGUCCCAGGACACGCAGGAAAAUGGGCUCCCCGACACCAGCUCUGCCACGGCAGCCGGCCCCUUUUGA